GUCUACGUCUAGUCUAAGCCCCCACAUGGUUUUAUACUGAAGUGAUCCUGUCUAGUCUGGACUCCUGUCUUCAUUUAUCCUCUAACCUAGCUCCUGAUACACAGCUACCAUGACUGCUCGCUUGCUGCUGGGGUCCCUACUGCUAGUGGCCAUUGCAAUGGCUCAAGACAGUGAUGUUAUCGAGCUGGGUGAUGAUAACUUUACAGAAAAAACUAAAGAUGUUGACAUGAUGUUGAUAGAGUUCUUUGCUCCAUGGUGUGGUCACUGCAAACGCCUGGCUCCAGAGUACGAGAAGGCGGCUACACAGCUGUUGAACAGCGACCCUCCCGUACCCAUCGCCAAAAUGGACUGUACUGAGAGGGGCAAGGCCACCUGCUCCAAGUACGGUGUGUCCGGUUACCCAACUCUCAAGAUUUUCAGGAAUGGAGAGUUUAGCUCUGAUUACCAAGGUCCACGCACGGCAGAUGGAAUCGUGUCGACCAUGUCCAAGCAGGCUGGUCCCAGUGCAGUGGAAGUGACUAGUGCUGACCAGCUCAAGGCUAAGCUGGAGAAGUAUAAUGACCACUGCAUUGUUGGUUUCUUUUCCGACGGUGGUAAUGAAGUAGCCAAGGCAUUCCACAAAGCUGCCGAUUCAGAGAGAGAAACUUUCAAGUUUGUGUUCACCGUGGAUGCUGACACAGCAGCGGAGUACGGCUACAAUGAUCAAAUUGUGAUCUUCCAGCCUGUCAAGAUGAUCACCAAGAUGGAGCCUUCUCAACUGGCUUAUGACGGAGAUGCUAAUUCUAAAGCUAUUAUAGAAUUCGUCAAGGCAAAUUUUAUGGGCCUGGCUGGUCUUCGCACUACUGACAAUGCUGUGCUCUUUGAGAAGCCUCUAGUGGUAGUUUACUUUGACAUUGACUAUGAGCGUAAUCCCAAGGGAAGCAACUACUGGAGAAACAGAGUGAUCAAAGUUGCCAAAGAGUUUCCCGAUAUCAACUUCUGUGUGUCUGAUAAGACUGCCUUCAAUAAGGAGCUCACUGACUUGGGCCAGAGCAGCGAGGCAGCUGUUGCCGCUGGUAUCUAUGACAACAGCGGAAAGUAUUCUAUGGAAACAGACUUCAGUGUUGACAACCUGCGCCAGUUUGUGGAACAGUACAAUGCUGGUGAGCUGGAGCUCUACAUCAAGUCAGAGCCAGUACCUGAGGACAACAAUGGACCUGUCACUGUUGUUGUUGGAAAGAAUUUUGAUGAGAUCGUAAACGAUGACACUAAAGAUGUUCUGAUUGAGUUCUAUGCUCCAUGGUGUGGUCACUGCAAGUCUCUGGCCCCCAUUUACGAAGAGUUGGGAGAGAAGUUGAUGGAUGAUCCCAAUAUUGUGAUAGCCAAGUGUGAUGCCACUGCUAAUGAUCUCCCUCCUUCCUACGAAGUCAGGGGAUUUCCAACGCUCUUUUGGGUACCAGCUGGAAAGAAAGACAGUCCUGUGAAGUAUGAGGGAGGUCGCGAAGUAGCUGACUUUAUCAAGUACAUCAAAGACAACGCCACCAACCCUCCCAUCAUUGCUGGAGAAAAGGACAAAAAGAAUUCCAAAAAGUCGAAGAAAGAACUAUGAACAAUACUAUAGAUUUAGGAAUCAUAACUGUUAGGAGAAAAUAAUGUUUAGAGCUUUAUGAUGAUGUGAAGUGCAAGUUAUCUAUCUUUAACUAUA
Messenger RNA from Halichondria panicea, 1684 nucleotides. Its product is annotated as protein disulfide-isomerase A3-like. Gene Ontology annotation, biological process: response to endoplasmic reticulum stress; protein folding. The coding region runs from base 110 to 1588 and encodes 492 amino acids. Gene Ontology annotation, molecular function: protein disulfide isomerase activity. The transcript has 12 exons. Lineage: Eukaryota; Metazoa; Porifera; Demospongiae; Suberitida; Halichondriidae. The record is from RefSeq and is a predicted model, not a curated record. Gene Ontology annotation, cellular component: endoplasmic reticulum.